This is a messenger RNA of Phoenix dactylifera (date palm), 1658 nucleotides long. The record is from RefSeq and is a predicted model, not a curated record. NCBI's taxonomy places the organism in Eukaryota, Viridiplantae, Streptophyta, Magnoliopsida, Arecales, Arecaceae.
AUACAUGUCCAAAUAUACAUAAGUCAAGAAACGAGCAUCAUAACAUGAACUGAAGGUAUUAAUCGGUACUUCAUAAUUUUCCAUCCUUUUCAUUUCUUUAGUCUAUUGCCUUUUCAGGUUACCAACCGGGAAACAACUAAUGUACUCACGCUUAACAAACAAUAUUCAAUUUCCAUGCAUUGGUAUUGUGGAAAAAGAAUAAUGGUUAUAAUUAAUCAACCAUGACAUUAUGAAAUUUUAUGAAACAAACCUAUAUGUUUUCGUCACUAAUUGGAUUGAGAUCAGGUGGGUUUGGCAGACAAAGUUGACACAAUUGUAGGUGCACUUUCUGGGGGAAUGAAGAGGAAAUUAUCCCUUGGUAUUGCUCUUAUUGGAAAUAGCAAGGUUAUCAUCCUUGAUAAACCAACCAGUGGUAUGGAUCCAUACUCAAUGCGUUCAACAUGGCAGUUGAUAAAGAAGAUCAAGAAGGGAAGGAUAAUAUCAUUGACAACACAUUCCAUGGAUGAAGCCAACGUUCUAGGUGAUCGAAUAGCUAUCAUGGCAAAUGGUCAUUUGAGAUGCUGUGGAAGCUCCCUUUACUUAAAGCAUAAAUACGGGGUUGGUUACACCCUUACAAUGGUGAAGGCUGCACAUGGUGUCUCUGUGGCUGCGGACAUUGUUCAUCGUCAUGUUCCAACUGCUACAUGCUUAUCUGAUGUAGGUACAGAAAUUUCCUUCAGACUUCCUCUUACAUCAUCUUCUUCCUUUGAGAACAUGUUUCGAGAAAUUGACAGUUGCAUAAGACGACCACAUCUAAGCUCUGAAAAAUGUCACUCCAGUUACAGUGAGGGAAAUUUUGGCAUUGAGAGUUAUGGUAUCUCUGUCACAACCUUGGAAGAGGUGUUCUUGAGAGUUUCAGGGCAGAACUUUGAUGAAAAUGAUAAAAGUGUAUAUUAUGCAUCUCAUACUGGAUCUGAUACAGUGGUUUCUGAAGCUUCCCACGGUACACUGAUAAAACCAACAAACUCAAAGCUACCUUUUAGGUUCAAAUGUUCUUCAUAUGGAUUUGUUAUACUCUGGGAAGCGCCUGCAGAUUAAUAUUUUCCACAGUUUGUAGUUUCAUAGCAUUUGUUACAGUUAAGUUUUGGAGCUGUGGUUUGGUUACGAGGUCUACAUUUUGGGAACAUUACAAGGCUCUUUUCAUAAAAAGGGCAAUAUCUGCUCGGAGAGAUCGAAGGACAAUUGUUUUCCAGCUGUUCAUUCCAGCUGUAUUUUUGCUGUUUGGUUUGCUGUUUUUGAAACUUAAGUCACAUCCUGAUCAGUAUUCUAUGACUUUGACAACAACAUAUUUCAAUCCUUUGCUACGAGGAGGUGGUGGAGGACCUAUUCCGUUCAUGAGUUCCAUCGCACGUGCCUCAGCAAGUGAUUGGAGCAGAGCCACUUCUGCCCUUUGUGCCGCUUCCCCAUGCCAAAUGAGGACGCAUGAGUUGCUCAUAUGUUGUGUUUGCGUAGGUUUUAGUGAUUCAUGUUAGAUUUGAUACAUUGCGGUCUAAUUGAUCGAUCCUACUUCGCCUAUUAGCCUUUGGUUGAGUUUUGAUGAUGUAAAGAUGUAUUAAUUCUCAACAUUAUCUGUACUGUGUCUAUUCUGCUCUUCAAUAGUGUCGAAUUUUGAUUAUCUC